Molecule: messenger RNA, 3488 nt
Organism: Chrysemys picta bellii (western painted turtle)
Lineage: Eukaryota; Metazoa; Chordata; Testudines; Emydidae
Source: RefSeq, a predicted model, not a curated record
AAGUGCUAUGACAACGGGCGCAAAGAUGGUCGCCGAGGCUGGCGGAGCGGGGCAGCUGGGGCCGCUGGCAGCCUCCCCCUGAGCAGCAGCAGCAGCAGCAGCAGCAGCAACAGCUCCCCCUCCCUCGUCCACCCCGCGCCCUGUCCCGUCCGCGGCGCUGCGAGCCGGGAGGGCUGAGCCGGCUGGUGCCUGCGGUUGCCGCCUGUUGAUCCCCGUCCUCGGGGACCCGCUGAGCCCCAGGGCCGGGCCGGCGGCUUGGGAGGAACCCGCACCUCUCUGCUCGCGCACACCCCUAGUGUAGACGCAUCCUCCGCCGUGGCUGCUGGUCAGUUUCCAGCGCAGGUACUUGCGGGUGCAGAGGCCCCUGCUUGGACGGGUCUGUGUGAAGGAGAAUGUCUUUAUUUAAAGCCCGAGAUUGGUGGUCAACAGCUCUUGGAGAAAAAGAAGAAUUUGAUCAAGGGUGUUUAUGCGUAGCUGAUGUUGACAACAGCGGCAGUGGACAAGAUAAAAUAACUGUUGGCAGUUAUAUGGGAUAUCUUCGAAUCUUUAAUCCUCACCCUGUCAAACCUGGAGAUGGAAUGCAAGCUGAAGAUUUGCUCCUGGAAGUGCAACUGCGAGAUCCAAUACUCCAGGUGGAAGUAGGAAAAUUUGUUUCUGGUACUGAACUACUUCAUCUGGCUGUACUGCAUUGCAGAAAACUGUGUGUGUAUGCUGUCUCAGGAACUUUGGGAAAUGUGGAACAUGGGAACCAGUAUCAUAUCAAACUUAUGUAUGAACACAAUCUUCAGCGAACAGCCUGCAACAUGACUUAUGGACCAUUUGGUGGUGUGAAAGGUAAAUUAAUUCUAAGUGAAUUGUACCAAGUGCUGGCAUUUGCAACAGAUGCUGAUGAAAGACAGGAGACAGAGCAGCAAAAAAUGAGUUCUGGAAAAAGGCUUGUUAUGGAUUGGGUUUUAAACAUUGGAGAGCAAGCGCUGGAUAUAUGUGUUGUGUCCUUUAAUCAGGCCUCCUCUGUUUUUGUGCUCGGUGAGAGAAAUUUCUUUUGCCUGAAGGAUAAUGGGCAAAUUCGAUUCAUGAAAAAACUUGAUUGCAGUCCAAGUUGCUUCCUUCCUUAUUGUUCAGGUAUUUUAUCCAUGAGUGAAAGCACUGUACUUGCCCUUCAUAUGGGAGAGAUUCUGUUGAAGCAAAUAGAUUUGAAAGGUGUUAUAGUUACUCUGAGUGACAGUGGGCACCUGCAGUGUUCCUACCUUGGUACCGAUCCUUCUCUGUUCCAGGCUCCUAAGGUUGAAUCUAGGGAAAUAAACUAUGAAGAACUUGACAGAGAAAUGAAAGAGCUUCAGAAAAUCAUCAAGGAGUCCACAAAAACACAAGAUAUUUUGCCCAAAUCUGAAAAAGGUUAUGAUGAUUUGAGAAUCAUGGCAGAAGUUUCACCUGACUUGGAUGUAGUUUCUCAAGCCAUUGACAGUGAGGUGAGAGCAGAGGCAGUUCCUUCAGUCACAGUAAAGAUCACACUACAGAGUAGAUUGGCUGUGCAGAAAACAAAAUUAUCAAUAUGUGUACAACCUCCUUUAGCACUGACCCAUGACCAGUUCAUCUUUGAUGAUAUAGAGUCGGACAGAUCUAAAGCUGUAGCUCUGUCUGUCUUUCUGAAAGGGAAUUGUCCACCAGCAGAGCUGGAAGGAAAUGCUGUGGCUUCCUAUAGUACGCCCACAGAUCUCAAUCCUGAAGGAAUACCAAGAGUUGCUCAGUGUAAAUUUAGACUACCCUUGCGAUUAAUUUGCUUUCCAGCUCAACCUUCAAAAACAGCAAACCACAAACUAACUAUUGAUACCAAUAAACCUCCUGUCAGUCUUGUGAACCUUUUCCCAGACUUUGCUGAUCAGCCUGAUGAAGAUCAGGUAAAUGUUCUGGGAUUCCAGUUCUUAACUGGUUCUAGAAUCACUCUUCUUGCUUCAAAAACCUCACAGCGGUAUAGAAUCCAGAGUGAACAAUUAGAAGACCUUUGGCUAAUCACAAAAGAGCUCACUUUUCGUCUUCAAGAACAUUUCAAGAAGGAAAAUAGCAAAGACUUCACAUGUACCUUUUCUGGUUCAGUUCCUUUACAAGAAUAUUUUGAACUAAUUGAUUGCCAUUUUGAGCUUCGCUUGAAUGCUGAAAAAUUUGAAGAACUGUUGUCUGAAAGAGCCAUACAAUUUAGAGCUAUUGAACGACGAUUACUAACUCGAUUCAAAGACAAAACACCUGCUCCCCUCCAACAUCUGGACACCUUGCUAGAAGGAACUUACAGACAGAUAAUAGCUCUAGCAGAUGCGGCAGAGGAAAACCAGGCCAAUAUGUUCCAGGCAUUCACAAAGUUGAAAAGUGCCACCCAGCUGGUGAUUAUGCUGAUUAGUCUGUGGCAGAAACUCAGUACUGACCAAGUUGCUAUUCUGGAAGCUACUUUUUUGCCAUUAAUGCAGGAUACCCAAGAGCUGGGUUGGGAAGAAAGCGUGGAUGCUGCUAUCUCUCAUUUGCUGAGAACAUGUCUGUCCAAGAGCUCUAAAGAACAGGCCCUGACUCUCACCAAUCAGUUGAGUAUACCCAAAGAUACUAGCAGGCUGAAGAAACACAUCACCUUGCUCUGUGAUAGAUUGGCCAAAGGCGGUCGCCUAUGUUUAAGUACAGACACAAAUAUUCAGCAAACUAUGGUCAUGCCAGGUGGCUGUACUCCCAUCCCAGAAUCUGACCUGGAGGAAAGGACAGGUGUACAGGAUUCCACAACAACUUUUACCAACCACAGGCACUUCACAAAGCAGAAAUCCAAAACUGAUUUUCCGCAGGGUGCACUAGAGGAAGCAGAAAAGCCAUGAAAAUCUGAAGAGGACCCUCAGGAGGAUUUUUCUUUUACAAUGCAGCUGUACCAAUCCAUGUUACUCUAUUCUGAAUGGAGCCUUCAGAAGGAGAAGGUCCCACUAAUUGUACAAAAAAGUUUAUUCACAUCAAAUUGAUUAGAUUUCCUUGCCAACUACUCGUCUUAGCAUCCAUUCUCUGGAUAAAGCCUAACCACUUAUGAAACUGUUGUAGCAAAUGUUUGUUAAUCUGCAAUAUCAGCCCGUCAUAAAGAUCCUGUUCACUGAUCAAAGACUAUUUACACACAUUUAAAAGCAAACUUUGUUUCAUGGUAUGUUUUAUCUGAUUUUUUAGAUAUUCUGUACUCCCUCUCCCUUUGCCAUUACGUUACCAUUUUCUCAUAAUGUCACAGUUUGAACAAAAAAUAGCCAUCUCCUUUCCUCUUCUGCAGACCAAUCACAAUUUCCACACAGGUGAAUUCACCACAAGAAGAAAGGCAGAUUAUCCACCACGGCUUCUCUAUCCCCCUCCUCCCUGAUUUAUACAUUUGCUCUCAAGAGAUACAGUGUAAAAUAUGGUUAUGUCAAGGGCAAAAUGUCUCCUUCCCUUUUUCUGUUACAUAAGUCAUGUGAAUAAAGUUUACAUUGUAAUUACCCUAA